Messenger RNA from Symbiodinium natans, 2499 nucleotides. The record is from the annotation of a GenBank genome assembly. NCBI's taxonomy places the organism in Eukaryota, Dinophyceae, Suessiales, Symbiodiniaceae.
AUGAAGACCAGCACCGUCGGGGCCGUUGUUGCUGCCGUCGCCUCUGCCCUUUAUGGAGGUGUGCUGUUUCCGCAGAUACCCAGCCCUGCUGACCCCGAUGUGUCUGAGCUCAGCUUGCGCUUCACAGACGUGAUCAGCAAGUCAGCGAACUUGAGCAUCACCAGCAAGGGACAAAUGGUGAGAGACCGUGACACCUUCUUCUGGUCACUCUUCACGGACAAGUUUGGCAGCAAUCCCAACACGCCUUACAUGUGGAAUGCGCUGCCGGCUUUCGGCUUCCUACUGCCAAGUCCCAUGUGGAAUCUGAGGCGUGAUGAUGCCGUGGUUCUCCUGGCGCGGCGCCCUCCUAACGUCGAGUACUUCUCCUUCACCACCUUCGCAUUGUGGAUCCCACGGCGUGGGCUGCAGUUCAGCAGUUUGGGAGACAGCGCCCCUUGCCAGAAAGGUGAGUACAGGGUCAACAACUUGAACAUUCGCGAGACUCCCGAGGGCCUCUUUGCACAUGUGGUUACGGCGAACCAGCGGACCUUUGAGCUCGUUCAGCUGGCCCUGGUCAGCAGUGGCCUUCCCAGCAGUGCCAUCAACUUGGCCGUGGUGCCCUCUGACAUCGGCGGACUCUUCGACGACUGGACACAUUUCGAGACGGUGCUGCGGCUCUUUCGCUUCGCAAACCAGAGCGAAGGAGAUGCAUACCUCCACUCACAUCAUCCAGUCUACUACAUCAGGGCUGCACACGGCGAGGUCUCCCCACUGCCUACGCCGGUCUACAAAGGCCGGCACCACCCAGAAAGUGUCCGCGAAGGCGGCCUGCAGGCUGAAUUCGAGGCCUACAACCGGAAGAUGCUUGAGAGGGUGGGCCAAGCCCUUUCGCGAGAGCUACCAUCGGUGCCUGCCUUGCCCUUUGCACCGCUGAUGAUUCAAGGCCUGCAGUGCUUGAGGCAGGAGGGCACCGAGUGCCUCGGGGACUGCCCGGACGCAGCAUAUUUCGGGCCGAAUGUCCUUGAGGAGAGCGAUGUGAUCGACAUGCUGAACAUGUCAGAAGAAGACCUGCACCUGAUAAGCCUCGUGAACCAUCGGCUUCUGAACGCCUCGACCUAUGGAAGCGUGGCCGUGCUUAAGAGCUCCCAGCCAACGCUCAGCAAGACUCACAUGAGUAUCCGUGCCACGAGCCUGGGAGUCACGAGCUUUGACUUCCCACAGCAUCGGUUUGCGACAUGGGCAUUUACCAGGAAUGCAGAAGUUUGUGAGCAGUUGGGGCAAGCUGUAGCUGGCUGCUCACUGGUGGAAGACAGCCACGUAGAGCUUGCCGGCUACCUGACGUACUGCGAGAGAGACUGGCAGGACCUGAUCUCAGCCAGGCUCUACCGCCUGAAGCUGGAUGAGUUGCCCGCGCAAGAACAUCAGGACUUCGUGGAGGCUGUGCCAAAAAAUCUGCCGCCGGCUGGUCACAUAACCAUCUUCAACGCAUCUGCGCGCUUUCACUUCAUGCAUGUGAUCAAGACGGGUGGAGAGUCGCUGGAGCUGCACCUGUCCGCUCAGCCUUCGCCAAAAAUCGACUACGGUCCGUGCCGCAGCGCGGCGGUGGCCCGGGCCUGGCCCCAGACGACGGCGCGGCUUUCCUGCGCCACCUGGGCCCGAGCUGUCAGCCUGGCACUCUGCGGGUUGAACUGUGAGUGCUGUGCCUCUGACAUCUUGCACGCAAGCCUUGCAAAAGACGAGAAAGAAGGCGGCUUUCUCAAGGGCACCCUUCUCCGCUCUCCCAGGGCCCAUGUCCUGUCCCUGUUCUCCCACUGCCACGCGGCUCACCACAAUAAUUGGCAGCGGAUUUGGGAUGACUUUCCCCAGUACGCUGCCGAAGGCCUCCUGCGGGCGACGGAGGCUGCCUGCGACAGCCACUGCACUCACUUUGAGCCUGAGCCACUUGCAGACCUCCGCAGCCAGCUUGAGAAUCCCAACCGCAGUGGCCAGGUCGAGGUAAUUCCCUUUCUGCGGAACAUCCAAUCGCAUGCUCUGACUUGUAGCACAGCGCAUGGCAAUCUGGGCCAGCACUUCCGAGACACGCACUUUGAUGAGAGUCUGCCGUCACUCGAAGGUGCUCUGGCCACGCUCCGGCGCUUUGACUGGGUUGGGCUGACGGAUCUCUACGAACACAGCGUGUGCCUUCUACACUUCCAAGCAAAUGGGAGCUUGCCUCCCUCCUGCGACUGCUCUUCCUCCUCACGCUUUGUGCUGCCGAAGUUCACUCAUGGGCAUAGGGCACUUGCUGCAGAGCGACUGCAGCCAGACAUCUUGGCCCGCAUAGACGCCUCCACCACUGUGGAUGCCCAGCUCUUUGCUGAGGCUUUGAGGCUACUCCUGGGCCGGCUGAAGGCAGUGGAGGCGCUCACUGGGGCCCAGUUGUUGCGCUGCAUCCCCUGGCGACGGCUCUGGCGCCGCACGCGGUACAUCCCAGGGCUUUGGCUGGACUCGGAGUCCUACGCUGCAGGGUUCAGGACGUGA